CCUGCUGUUUUAAACACUACUCGAACUCUAUUCACCUAGUCUGUCUGGGAUGGACGGUAAAAGCAGAUAAGCGGGAAAAAACAAGAAAUGGCUUCAUUUCUGCAGCAGUUGCGACUGCUAAUGUGGAAAAACUGUCUGAGUGUCUGGAGACAGCCGGUCUGGUCUCUAGCACUUAUUAUCUGGCCUCUAAUAAUCUUUAUAAUCCUAGCCAUCACCCGGUCUAAGUACCCUCCUGAAAAACAAUCUGCCUGUUAUGUGGCCCCUCGUAACCUACCCAGCACCGGCUUCUUUCCCUUCCUGCAGACGCUCUUGUGUGACGCUGACAGCUCUUGCAAGAACAGAUCACUUCAGCCACAGACUAGGAUGAUGUUCUCAAAAGGAUUAAACUGGAGCCCUGAAGAUGCCAAUUGGAUGGCCAGCUUUCCCUUAAACAGAGAGUUUUUUGACAAACUGGGCAUUGGUGGGGGACGAUCGGCUGAGCAGAGGAGCAGUUUGAAUUUACUGACACAGCUGGCUGACAUGCAUCACAUCUGGACCACAAUGAUAAAUGCUGAUUUCCAAAGCCUGGCAAACAUCACCUCCAUUAUUGACACACUCAACCAUUCAGUACUGAUUGAACAGGACGUGGUAAAUGAAAUGUUGGUCUCUGCUGACUUUCUGAAGAAGGUUUUGUGCAAUUACACUCUCCCCUAUGUCAAAAAGACUGGCAACAGUGCUGUGGACUUUAUGGGGGACAGUUACAUGACGUUCUGUCUGUCAAAUGGCCCUUUCCUAGAAGCAUGCCUCUAUACAAUGAAUCAGAUGUUCACAAGGGUUGUGAGGGAAUAUCCAGUGGAGGUUUUAAACACAAGUGUUCUAGUCAUGGGGGUGAUAGCAGAGCUGCAGAACAAGUCUGUUGUCUGGGAGACGCUGCUAGACUUGCCCUAUCUGUUCCUUCCUGGGAGUCUGGAUGAGAAAGUGCAGCUCGGGAUCAAACUGCUAGAGAAUUUGAACAGCAUACUGCAGAUUGUACAGAGUGGAUACCCCCAGGCUAAUAUCCCUGUGACGUACUUGACCCCCACCAUCAAUGAAACCAUUCAUUUCCUGCAGUACAUUCGCUACUGGCCCGGAAAAGAUGUUAAUAUUUCCCUGCAAAAUGUUCUCAGUGGACAGCCUCACGUAUCAACCAGCAAAGAACAAGGUCUGCUGGACACUGUUGUCUUUCCAUUAGACAAGGCACUUCUUCUGGUGGAUUUCAAUGCCUUCAGUUCUUAUGUCUGCAUGGGUCUUAAUGGAACUGGGGCCCCAACAGAAGACAGCCUGAACAGUCUCUGCGCAAACAAUGGACUGCUGCCUGUAUUCAAGAGGAUUGACAGGAACAAAGUGGCAGAGCAGCUCUUUCUGGUGUGGAGCCGGGAAGUCUCCAGGUUGGAUGUGUGCUUUGCUGUUCUCAGAGUGAACAACCUGCUGAGUCUCUUCCUACCGGGCAGUGAGCACAUCACCUCCACCCUCACCACCGCCGGCACGGUGCUCAGCGACUGGCUCCUGGCCGUUACCGACAGCGUCCUGCUGUCCAUGAACCAGACAACCAGGGAAAUAACAUUCGUGGACAUGACGACCGCAGUGCUGCAUACCCUGAGAGAGAUCCCAGGCUGGCCCUCUGUUCAGAGAGCGCUCGGGGUGGGAGUGGGGAUAAUGGAGUUCGUCACUGACCUCCUGAAGACACAGACAGAUUCUCUAGCACAGUUUAAUUAA
Messenger RNA from Polyodon spathula (Mississippi paddlefish), 1734 nucleotides. RefSeq names its product ATP-binding cassette sub-family A member 12-like. NCBI's taxonomy places the organism in Eukaryota, Metazoa, Chordata, Actinopteri, Acipenseriformes, Polyodontidae. The record is from RefSeq and is a predicted model, not a curated record. The transcript is spliced from 14 exons. The coding region runs from base 88 to 1734 and encodes 548 amino acids.